Messenger RNA from Vigna unguiculata (cowpea), 1096 nucleotides. RefSeq lists its product as uncharacterized. The record is from RefSeq and is a predicted model, not a curated record. NCBI's taxonomy places the organism in Eukaryota, Viridiplantae, Streptophyta, Magnoliopsida, Fabales, Fabaceae. Gene Ontology annotation, biological process: defense response.
AAACCUACGAGUCAACAAAAUUACUCACAGUUGCAACGUCAGAAAUGGGUUCUCGCUACGAGGUGGAAGUGAAAAUCUCAUCGGCGCGUGGGUUGAAGAACGUGAACUGGCGCAACGGUGAAAACCGUCCGUACGUCGUCGUUUGGGUGGAACCCGGCAACAAGCUCUCCACGCAUGUGGACGAGAACGGUGACACCGAGGCCAAUUGGGAUCAGACUCUAGUAAUUCCGGUACCGCCAAAGCCCCUCGAAGAUCAAACGCUCUACAUCGACGUUGUUCACGCCGUCAAAGAGGAAGAAGACACCAAGCCGCUCAUCGGCUCGGCUAAGCUCAAGCUCUCCGAGAUUCUCAGCGACGCCGGAAUGGGUGAGCGCGUGAGCCGCAGUCUCAUGCUGAAGCGUCCAUCCGGCAGACCACAAGGGAAGAUCGAGGUCACCGUGACCAUCAGACAGCCGCAGCCGCACUAUCCUCCUCCCGGUGGUUACCAAGCGCCGGCUUACGGCGUUAGGGAUUAUUCUCCUGCUCCGCAAGGCUAUGGGUACCCUCCCUACGGUGCUCCUCCGCCACAGGAUGCCUAUUAUUCAGCGGCGCCGCCAAGUGGGUAUCCUUACAAUGCGCCUACACAGGGUUACGGUGCAGCACCGCAGCAGGGCUACGGUGUGCCACAGCAGGGUUAUGGUGCGCCACCUCAGAGUGGGUAUGGUUAUAAUGCGCCUCCGCAAACGGCAUCGUAUGGGCAGGGGAGCAGCGCGUACGGGUACGCGCCUAAAGAGGAGAAAAAGAAGAGUAAGUUUGGUGGAAUGGGAGCGGGAUUGGCUGUGGGUGCGGUCGCUGGGGUUCUAGGUGGAGUCGCGCUAGUGGAGGGUGCUGAGUAUCUGGAAAAUAAGAUUGCUGAUGAUGCGGCGGAGAAGGUUGAGGAAGAUCUUGGUUACGAUGGUGAUGACUUCUAGAGGAUCAUAGUCUCUUGUUUAAUUUUAUGCCAAAAGAACUGAGAAAACAAAAUAAUUUUAUGUUUUAUGUUUUUUUCUUAUUUUCUUUUCUAUCAGUUGCUUAGUUUUGGUGUUUGGAAUUAGAAAGUCUUUCAUUUAUGACAUCA